AUGAUUCACCUACCAACGGAGCUCCUCUCAACCACUACAUCACCAUAUCCAUUCAUGAGAUGGGCAAUGGACAUUGUUGGUCCAAUGCCACCAUCCAAACAGAAGCGCUAUCUCCUUAUCAUGACAGAUUACUUCACCAAAUGGGUCGAUGCCGAAUCAUACGCAACCAUCCGCACCCCUGACGUUCAGAAAUUUUUCUUGGAGUGGAUUGGUCCAUCAGUUGAACGCAGGAUCCAGCAUUUAGAUGUUGAGACUGAUAUUGUUUCUUGCAUGCCUCAAAACAUUUACAAGAGCAACACAUUGGUCUCUCUAAAGCUCGUAGCCGUAGGACUCGAGACUCCAAAUUCUGAUGUUUCUCUACCUUGUCUCAAGAUCUUUCCUUUAGAACACAUUUUGUAUGAUGAUGAUUCUUUGACCUUGGAGAAGCUCAUCUCAGGUUGUUCUGUUCUUGAGGAUUUUACUAUGAUUAGGCAAACUUAUACACCUGGAACAGUUAUGCUGUCUCUGCGUAUGAGAUCUCAGUCUCUAAAAAGCUUUCGUCUCACGUUUGAGUAUACUAUGGAGGGUGCAGAUUUUUCGGUGGAGAUUGAUGCUCCAAAACUCAAGUAUUUGAGUUUUAAGGAUAAACAGUCUGAUAAGAUUGUAAUCAAGAAUUUGAGCUCCUUGCUCAAGAUCGACAUUGACACUGAGUUUCAUGCCAAAUAUGGAGAUGCUUUGGAUCCGAAGGAGAGAAUGAAGAGGUAUACUAUCUCUGAUUUUCUCACCGGUAUAUCUAAUGUAAAACAUAUGAUCAUCUCUCAGCGUACUGUAGAGGUAUGCUAUAUAGUAUGCUCUCUCUCUAUAUUCAACCCGAUUCCUAUAUUUGAUAACUUGUAUCGUUUACAAGCUGCAUCCUGUAGCUACAUGUUACAGUUAUUGCCAAUCUUUCUUGAGAGCUGCCCAAAUCUGAAAGACCUCGUUUUGGACUGUUUUGUUUCGACGGAGCCAGAGCUAACUGAACUUAGCUAUGUCCCUCAGUGUUUGUUAUCGAGUCUGGAGUCUUUUGAGAUUAGAGGAUUGAGUAUGGACGAAGAAACCGGGAAGAAACUAGUGAGGUAUUUUCUGGAGAAUUCAGUACUUCUCAAGAAACUAAUUCUGCGUUUCAAAGAUUAUUCUAUACCAAAUUAUGAUUCAGAUAUCCUCAAGGGGAUUCGUACAUUCACAAAGCGUUCUCACAAAUGUCAGAUCAUCAUUCAUUAA
Messenger RNA from Brassica oleracea var. oleracea, 1239 nucleotides. Its product is annotated as F-box/FBD/LRR-repeat protein At2g26030-like. The transcript is spliced from 5 exons. Gene Ontology annotation, molecular function: nucleic acid binding. Lineage: Eukaryota; Viridiplantae; Streptophyta; Magnoliopsida; Brassicales; Brassicaceae. The coding region runs from base 1 to 1239 and encodes 412 amino acids. The record is from RefSeq and is a predicted model, not a curated record.